AACUGUUUUAUACUUUUACCGGUCAACCAUUUCAUUUCCUAUUUUGGUCUUCGGAAAUUGGAGCAAUGGAGCGGUUCAUAGAAAACUUGCCGCCAAUGGAUCUGAUGCGGUCGGAGAAGAUGACCUUUGUACAGCUCAUCAUUCCCGUCGAGUCCGCUCAUCGAGCCGUCUCGUAUCUCGGCGAACUCGGUCUCGUGCAGUUUCGUGACUUAAAUGCUGAUAAAAGCCCUUUCCAGCGAACAUUUGUUAAUCAGGUAAAGCGAUGCGGAGAGAUGUCAAGAAAACUGCGAUUUGUCAAGGAACAAAUCAAUAAAGCUGGUCUUCUAUCUUCUGUCCAUCCUGUUUCAGGACCUGAUGUUGAGUUGGAGGAAUUAGAGCUGCAACUUGCUGAGCAUGAACAUGAGCUAAUUGAAAUGAACUCUAACAGUGAGAAACUUCGACAAACAUAUAAUGAGCUCCUUGAGUUCAAAAUGGUCUUGCAAAAGGCUGGUGGCUUUCUUGUAUCAAGUAAUGGUCAUGCAGUUACUGAGGAACUGGAGUUAAGUGAGAGUGUGUACUCAAACAAUGGUUAUGCUGACAAAGCUUCAUUACUUGAACGGGAGAUAAAUUCGGGGCCAUCAAAUCAGUCUGGUCUAAGAUUUAUCAGUGGGAUUAUUUGCAAGUCGAAAAUUCUAAGAUUUGAGAGAAUGUUAUUUCGUGCUACUAGGGGCAAUAUGCUUUUCAAUCAGGCACCAGCUGAUGAAGAGAUUGUGGAUCCUCUAACAGCUGAAAUGGUUGAGAAGACCAUAUUCGUAGUAUUUUUCUCUGGGGAGCAGGCAAGAACGAAGAUUUUGAAAAUUUGUGAAGCUUUUGGGGCAAAUUGUUAUCCUGUUCCUGAAGACAUUACUAAACAGAGCCAAAUAAUUAGAGAAGUUUUAUCACGUCUUUCUGAGCUUGAAGCCACGCUGGAGGCAGGCAUUCGCCACCGAAAUAAAGCCCUUACUUCCAUUGGAUUCCAUCUUACAAAAUGGAUGAAUCUGGUAAGAAGGGAGAAGGCUGUAUAUGAUACAUUGAAUAUGCUGAAUUUUGAUGUUACUAAAAAAUGUCUUGUUGGAGAGGGCUGGUGUCCUAUAUUUGCGAAAGACCAGAUUCAGGAGGUGCUCCAACGUGCAACGUUUGAUAGCAGUUCUCAAGUGGGCAUAAUAUUUCAUGCUAUGGAUGCUUUUGAAUCACCUCCGACAUAUUUUAGGACAAACCGUUUCACAAAUGCAUUUCAAGAAAUUGUUGAUGCCUAUGGUGUUGCUAGAUAUCAAGAGGCAAAUCCUGCAGUAUACACUGUGGUUACAUUUCCUUUUCUUUUUGCUGUUAUGUUUGGGGAUUGGGGUCAUGGAAUAUGUUUAUUGUUGGGAGCAUUAGUCCUCUUAGCUCAGGAAAGGAGGCUCAAGUCUCAGAAACUUGGAAGCUUUAUGGAGAUGCUAUUUGGUGGGCGCUAUGUACUCCUUUUGAUGUCGCUUUUCUCAAUUUACUGUGGACUGAUUUACAAUGAAUUCUUCUCUGUUCCUUUUCACAUAUUUGGUGGGUCUGCUUACAGAUGCCGAGAUAAAACUUGCAGUGAUGCGCACUCAGCUGGUUUAUUCAAAUAUCGAGAUCCAUAUCCAUUUGGCGUUGAUCCCAGUUGGCGUGGAAGUCGUUCAGAACUGCCUUUUCUAAACUCUCUUAAAAUGAAGAUGUCUAUCUUGUUGGGUGUGGCCCAGAUGAACCUUGGAAUUAUAUUGAGUUACUUUGAUGCACGCUUCUUUCGAAGCUCACUGGACAUAAGGUAUCAGUUUGUGCCACAGGUGAUCUUUCUUAACAGCCUUUUUGGGUAUCUUUCGCUUCUUAUCGUUAUCAAGUGGUGCACUGGUUCUCAGGCAGACCUUUAUCAUGUAAUGAUAUACAUGUUUUUGAGUCCCACUGAUGACCUUGGUGAGAAUCAAUUGUUUUGGGGCCAGAGACCACUUCAGAUACUAUUGUUGCUUUUGGCUUUAGUUGCAGUUCCAUGGAUGCUCUUUCCAAAACCUUUUAUUUUAAGAAAGCAACAUUUGGAGAGAUUUCAAGGUCGUGCUUACGGGAUACUUGGCACCUCUGAGAUGGAUCUUGAGGUGGAACCUGAUUCUGCACGACAACAUCAUGAGGAAUUCAAUUUUAGUGAGAUAUUUGUGCACCAAAUGAUACACUCAAUUGAGUUUGUUCUCGGUGCAGUCUCAAACACGGCAUCAUACCUUCGAUUGUGGGCUUUGAGCUUGGCGCACUCUGAACUAUCUACUGUUUUCUAUGAGAAAGUCCUCCUUCUUGCCUGGGGGUACGACAACCUUGUUAUCCGGUUAAUAGGUCUGGUGGUUUUUGCCUUUGCCACUGCCUUCAUAUUGCUCAUGAUGGAGACUCUCAGUGCUUUUCUACAUGCACUGCGUCUUCAUUGGGUGGAAUUUCAAAACAAGUUCUACCAUGGGGAUGGCUACAAGUUCAAACCCUUCUCUUUUGCCGCAAUAAAUGAUGAUGAGGAUUAGUUUUAUCAUAUAUAUCCUUCCGUUUUGGAUUUAUUUUUGGGAGAAAGAAGAGUAUGAAUGGGGGCGGGAGUAUUUUCAACUAUAGAAGCUGCAUAAAAUGGACAUCUAUAUAAUACCUUUUUGGCUGGCAAGAGGAUUUCUGCUUAUUUUACUCUAACAUUAUGCUGCACGACAUUGACGUAGAAUAGAAACAUGAAAUCAUGGCUCAUAUUCUCUGGAGUCUGGAGGUUUAAGUAUACAUGGGUUUCUGCUUACGGUCAGUCGUGUUUAACUUCCUUCGGAGAAGUUUGUAUUUUAAUUUUCAUUAUUAUUCUUUUACACAAAGGAGAAAAAGUAAAGAGGGCAAGGCAGGGUUGGGAACUUACUGUAAAGAGGAGUUGGGGAAUCUUUAUACUGUACCAUGUAGCUUUUGCAUUUUUUUUUUUUUUUUUUAACAGAAUCACACUAGUUAGUGUGGACAUUUCGGGGAAUUGGGCCUAUUUUUAAAAUUUUGUGUUAUCCUAAUGUAAUGAUUAGUUACCCAAUUAUACGGUUAUCCUAUAGAGAGUUUCAAGUUGAAUAAUUUCAAUUGCCCCUCGUUUAAGUCGUA
Pistacia vera is the source of this 3114-nucleotide messenger RNA. RefSeq names its product V-type proton ATPase subunit a1-like. The transcript has 18 exons. The record is from RefSeq and is a predicted model, not a curated record. Gene Ontology annotation, molecular function: ATPase binding; proton-transporting ATPase activity, rotational mechanism. Gene Ontology annotation, cellular component: vacuolar proton-transporting V-type ATPase complex; vacuolar proton-transporting V-type ATPase, V0 domain. Gene Ontology annotation, biological process: vacuolar acidification; proton transmembrane transport. The coding region runs from base 66 to 2525 and encodes 819 amino acids. NCBI's taxonomy places the organism in Eukaryota, Viridiplantae, Streptophyta, Magnoliopsida, Sapindales, Anacardiaceae.